CCACAGUGACUGUAUGUAGGGAUCGCUUUCUUUACUGCGUGAGAUAAAGAAGUAUUUUCUGAUUGCCAGCUCUGGAUUUAAACAGGUUAAGUGGCAGUCUUUUUACUGGAACUCACAUAUUUCCUAUGAAUUUCAGACUGAGGCAGGAUCAAACCUUGCACACAAAGGACAGCUUUAAUCAAAAGCACCACAGGAAUAUGCAGGAGUGUGCUGUACAAGAAAGAUGGGCAUAUUGUCAUAGAUAGAGUCUUAUAAGGCGACACAAUAACAUUGUACAACAGUGUCUACAACAUGUUAGUUAUGAAAGAAGAAAAGAUGGAAAGGAAGAUAUUCUGCCUACUGUGUAUACUACUAAUGAUACUUGAUGGACAUUCAGUAUUAGCUUUAUUUGUAGUAACAGCUCCCAGAUCAUCAUACACAGCUCAAUAUGGGGAUACAGUACAGCUGAUCUGCAGUUUCCCACCUGAAGAAAAUGUAUAUAUUUCAAAAAAAUUAAAGGUAUCUUGGGAGCACAUAGACUCUUUUCAAGGAAAAAGCCAAGAUGUAUUAAUGCUUACUGAUGGGAAAUUGGUUUUAGAAAAACAGUCGGACACCUUUAGAGGGCGUACAACAUUGCUGAUGGAAGAACUGAAUAAUGGUAGAGCUGUUCUAGAGAUCACAAAUGUGAAGCUAACCGAUUCAGGCAAAUACCGCUGCGUUUUACAACUUGAUGGGUCAGAUUAUAAAACCAUAAGCCUGAAAGUGAAAGCAUCAUACAAAAUAAUAGACAUUUACAGAUCUGAAAAUGAAGAUUUGUUGACAUGUCAGUCACUGGGAUUUCCCAUUGCGGAGGUAUCUUGGCAGAAUAAUGGUGACAAUGUGAGUUUGCCCUCAAACUUUUCCCAGUUUCUGAGACCUGAUGGAGUUUACAACAUAACAAGUACCAUCAGAAUCAGCCGAGAUGUCACACAAAACUAUACUUGUGUGUUUUGGAACAAAGAACUGAACGAAAAAACACAAGCUUCUUUUCACCUGGAACCAUAUCAAGGUUUGACCAAGGACCAAUUUCCAAUGAAUACUGGAAAAAUACUGACCAUUAUUUCAGUUAUACUUGCAGUAAUGGUAACCAUGAUGGUCAUAUAUAUAAAAAGAAAGCACUGUUUCAGAUGCUUCAGAAAAAAAGGCAAAAGGAAUUAUAGCACAGGAAGUGUGUGUGAAACCAUGUGUCCUAGAAGAAAUGCAAAGCACGAGCAAGAUAGCCUGCCAGAUAAUCCAAGAAAGUGAUUAAUGAAACCUUUCUACAACCUCCAGUGUAAGAAAUUACCAUAUACUGUGGGGUCUUUUUAUUUAACAAAAUCACCCACAACUUUGCAUCCGUUUGGUAAAUUGCAACUUGUAGCAACCUAAAGUGAAGAUUCUCUAGGGAUGCUUCUGUGAAAAACUGCUCACUGAGCCAAUGCGUACAAGGACAGAGAGAAAGGCGACAGAAACUGAACGAGCGACAGUUGGGAGAAUGAAACUGCUGGAACAGGAAUACAUAUAAGGCAGGCACUUGUGGAAACCAUAACCAGGCAAACAAAUAAGACUGUAUUAUAGGAACCUAACAGGCAAAACUUAAAGGGUAGUUUGCUUUUGAAUUAAACAUUAGUAUGAUAUAUUUAGUUAUAUACAGACAGUUUGCAAUUUUCAUUUUUCAUUUGUAUUUUGAAUUAUUUAGCUUUUUGUUCAGCAGCUCCCAGUUUGGAAUUUUAGCAGCUAUAUUGUUGUAGGAAAAAUGUAACAAACCAAACAAUUUUUUGAAAGAGAGAGUAAUAUGAAUAGGAGAGAGCCUGAAUACAAAAAAAAGCAAGAAAAAGUAGCCUCACAGAGCAAUCAUUUUUUGGUUGUCAGAGUCAGCAAACCUCAUUAGGAAGCUUGAAAGAGGCAGAAGAGGAAGGCAAAUAAUAACACAAAUGAAGAACUGAAUUAAAAUGAAGACCAAUUGAAAAGUUGCUGAGAAUAACCUCUAUAACAUUCUAUAAUAUAUAUUAACGUAAGGGCGAUGACAAGACAUGUGAAAAUUCCUAUUAAUAGUGCUGAGAAUGGCUGCAGGUAAAAAUACUCAAAUCAGGUAUUCAUGAGAAAAUAUAUACAAAAGCAUUUUUGUGUGAUUUGAUUGUUUAACCCGAGAUAAUUUUUAGCACUCACAAUAUCAAAGUACAAAAUGGGUGAAACAAUAGCAUGCCCCAAAUAUGAACUACCUUAAGCAAUUGUAAAUCCAUCUCUCCUUUGCUCCAAUUCAGUCCAUGUGAUGAAGUCAAGCACAUAGGGAGGGUAUGCCAGCAAAUCUGUUGCCUCAGGAGAUCCUGUUACUCAUAGUCUGCCUUCAGAUUUGGAGCAAAAACCUGAUAUCCGCCAGUAAUUGUAUAGGACUAAACUAGCUACAGUAUAUCACUGUGUAAAUGCCUUAAUGUUACAAUGUACAUUUAGAUUUAUUUUGCUUUCUUGUUGCAGAUUCACCAGAUGCUUUUUACCUGUAGUACAAAUCACAAAAUACUCAGGACAUUUUUCCUGAGCUUAAUUAAAAUUUUCCUAUACUAACUCUGAGACAGUUUCCCACUUAAUUUUAAAAAUGACAUUUCAUAUUGCUGUUAUAAAAAAAAACAAAGCAAAAAAUCUCUAAAACUGUCAUUUUCAGCUCUCUUCCAGUAAAGGGCAGGAACAAUGGUCCACAAAAAAAAUACUAUGUUGAAAAGGAUAUCCAUACAGCAGCUCUACUCUAGAAUCUAAAAAGCUGUUCAGGACUGGGGCUAAGAUAUACAAAUGAAUCCUGUUGCACAUUUAAACAGUUGGAGCGUGCAUUGUUAAGUAUAUAGGUAUAGGUUUUGGUGUCUAAGCAGGAGUUCAAUGUAUAAACCUAUACCCACUAAUAGCGUUCAACAGCACACUCUCUUCUAUAAUAUAUUAAGCAUUUCGCUCUCUGUGAAAGGGAGUGGUGGGCGCCAUGUAAAUACUUUGCCACUAAAGGGUCCUGCACUGGUUACCUCCAAUACAAAUGCAAAAUGGAGCUUCAGUACAAUACUUGGCAUUCAUCUCCAGAAGAAUAAGAAGAGUUGCAUAUUUUUUAACUUAUUACUCUUAAUAGGUCCCUUAAUUUCUUCUGGACAGAAAAGCUUCAGUCACUGCCUCUAAAAAAAAUACAACUGCACAGAACCACAGAUUUAGAAUAUACAAAGGUAUAAACUUGUUUUAUUUGUGUUAUGCACUAGGAUAUUGUGCUAUACAAUUUAUUUUAAGGGGAACCUGUAAAGUUCCCUGGGUUAUGGUGAGAAUUACUGUAAGUGCCUAGUUUAAGGUAACCGCUAUUAAAUAUAUAAAUGUGUAAUACCUGCUCUGGACUUAACCGGUGAUUAACCAGCUAGGUUGGUGGAAUACCAGUAAAAUGGCAAUGUAAAGGACUGGAACAGUUUCCCAUCUGUUAGCUGUUCCAUCUUUCUUGCAUUGCUAUGGACAGUGCCAGCUUUGUGAGUGCAUUUGAAGUGCAUUUUGCAUACAUUGCACUGUAUUGUGAAAGAACUGUACAGCUGCCUUAUGUUGACAAAACAUUCCUAGAACGUUGUGCCUUUUAACAGAUACAGUAUGGUUAGCAUAAAUAACCAUAAUGGUGCCAAAGUAUUAAUCAACAAAUUGCCUAUGCAGUAUUUCAUCAUUUUUAUAAGGAAAAAUUAUUAGAGCACUAUGCAUAACUGAAAUGUUGUUUCAUAUGUUUGCUACUGAGGACCUACAUGUCCUCUUUAAAAGUUUUAUUUCCUAAAAUGGUUGCAUAUAAAGUUCAAAAUUGAAACCACUGCUCUAUAUUAAUGGUUAAAUACUAUGUAUUACUGCCCAUCAAAGCUUAGCAUUUGCUCCUUUGCACUGCUGCCUCUGUAAAGUAUAAUUAUUGCUUCUCAGUGGCAUUACUAUAGGAGGAGCAGACUAUGCAACUGCAGAGAGGCAUGGGAAAACAAGGUACCUGGCAAUGACAGGCAGGGGAUGGGUCUUGUUGUGCAAGGUUCCCAUAGACUUGGUAUAGCAACAAGAGAAUGUUUGAGGAAGAUGGGUGAUAAAAAGAUUUUUAUUAAAACUGAAGUGCAUAUUGGUUUUAGUGUGUUCCAGAUUAUUUAAGCCUCCAGUGUUUUAGUUGAAAAAUCAUUUGCCUGUUGAUUACUAGCAAUGAAAGUGAGACUGUAGGAGAGAAGCAAUGUUUGACCCUACCCAACAAAAAAUGAUCAUCUUGCAAUCAUUUUGUUUGCCACUGAAUCUAAAAAAGUCUGAAAUAGUGUAUUAAUGGGUAAAACAGUAACUACCAUAUUCAAAAAAUAUAAGGGUUCUCCAUCUUCACUUUGAGUGGGAUGGGAGCAUUUCAAUACUACUGAUUUACCUCAUGCAGAAUGGGGUGGGAUAAAAAAGAAUUUUACUUGAGCACCAUACCUUCCCAGGGACCCCUUCCCAUAAUGGAGACUUAGGGGCACAUUUACUAAUCCAUGAAUCCGAAUCAUGAAUGGGAAAAAAUCGUAUUGGAAACGAAAAUUUUGGAAGAUCGCAUAUAUGACGAAAAUGCUUACGAAAAAAUCGUAUUAGUCACGAUAAUAUCGUAUUGGCGAUCCGAAAGUACCGAAAUUUUCGUACCGAACAAUUGUAAACAGCGGUAAAACCUUUCCGUUUUUUUCGCGCAAACGGCCAAAAAAGUCAUGCGCCGUACGAAAAAGUCAUGCGCCGUACAAAAAAGUCGUGCGGACGCCCGAAAAAAAUCGGCGAAAAUACGCUCGGAUCGUUCGUGCUUUUGUAAAUGUGCCCCAUACUGUAUAAGAAGAAGAAUUUACUAGUACAUGAUACUCUUCUAAAUAUAGUAAGAAUGUGCUUUCAAAAGUUGUGUUCCGAGCAGAUUUAUUGAAAAUUUCUCCAAAAACUACUAGUCCCACCAAUCUGUUCGACUGAUCUUGAUGCCUCCUUUCUCAGGCUGUGCAGGGGAGCCAGCGACACUCAGCACUGACCUGACAGAGAACUGAAGCCUUUCUUUGCUUGUGUAAAUGUAGGGCUGUGAUUAGCUAUCCCCUUCCUACUGUGCUUCUGGCAUGGACCUUUAGGACACAUCCACCCCUCUUUUGAAACAUGUACCAUAGCAGAUCUAUAAGGAGCUCUAAUAGAGGGCAUUUUUAAAGAUAAUGAUCAUGUUUAGCCCAGAGAGAAACCAGCACCAUACAGUUUUCAUUAUUGCCGGCAAGUUUGGGGGGAAUUUUUAGUUAUGCUAUAUGUUUCCUCUAAUGCAUGCCCACUGGGCUAUACUAAAAUAAAUAAAUGAACCAAGGAGGAGCAGGAUCAGAACUUCACCUCAGACAGCACUUUACUUAACAAAAAGACCAUAAAUGAAGACCAGUGUUCUUCCAUUUUGAUCAUUGCUUGCCAAAAAGUAUUGCAUUAAGUCACUUUUUUUGUAUAAGUUACUUAUUAUAUAAUCAGUUUUAUAGUACAUGAAAUAAAAAUAUAAGCACUUUAUUACAAUAUAAUGAAAUUGUUAUUGCACAUUAAAACAUACAUAUAUGUUGGAUAAACACUGUUAACUAGUUUUUAUAUUCAGAUCAUUUAUAUUGUUUUUCUCCAACAUGAAUGUAAACUGUAAACAUGUGUAGAAACUGUUUGACUUCCUGCUUAUUAUAUGGUAUAAUAAACACAAUUUGGUACAAAUGGC
Molecule: messenger RNA, 5686 nt
Organism: Xenopus tropicalis (tropical clawed frog)
Lineage: Eukaryota; Metazoa; Chordata; Amphibia; Anura; Pipidae
Gene: pdcd1lg2
Product: programmed cell death 1 ligand 2
Exons: 8
Coding region: 292-1263 (323 amino acids)
Biological process (GO): regulation of T cell activation; signal transduction; regulation of leukocyte cell-cell adhesion
Cellular component (GO): plasma membrane
Source: RefSeq, a predicted model, not a curated record